Capsicum annuum is the source of this 561-nucleotide messenger RNA. RefSeq names its product secreted acidic protein 1A-like. Bases 1 to 561 code for a protein of 186 amino acids. The record is from RefSeq and is a predicted model, not a curated record. NCBI's taxonomy places the organism in Eukaryota, Viridiplantae, Streptophyta, Magnoliopsida, Solanales, Solanaceae. The transcript has 3 exons.
AUGGUCAACAGGAUUGGAGUUGGACAAAGCACUUUGCUCGAGAAUGCAACUAGAGAGUCUGGCUUCAAUGAAGACUCUCACAAAGUGCAGGACAAGAACUCCAAGGAAAAAGUUUUGCGAGCAUGUAAGGUGAAGAAGAAUCCGGCAACAACUGCAACAACAAAGAUAGAUGAAACCGUCAAGGUUGUGGCACUGCUUGUAGUGGGUGCCUCGGCUGAUGUGGUACUUGGUGUUGAUGCUGAGUCACUUGUGGUGGUAGAGUCAGUGGAAGGCGAAGGGGGUGAUGACACAUCUUCAUCAUCGGGGGAUGAUGAUGAUGACGACGAUGACUUGGGUGAUUGGGUAGGUGCACUUCCACUGCUCUUACUUAUUGGUGCAAUUGAGGGGGAUGUUGAUGGUGAGCUUUUUGGUGAUGAUGAUGAGGAUGAAGAUGGAGAUAAUGAUGAUGGGGAUAAAGAUGGAGAUGAUGAUGGGGAUAAAGAUGGUGCGUUGCUUGGUGAUGUGGCAUCGGAAACCAACCCAGCAAAAGCAACAAACAUGAGAGCGAUAACAAUCACUUGA